This is a messenger RNA of Daldinia decipiens, 312 nucleotides long. RefSeq lists its product as uncharacterized. The record is from RefSeq and is a predicted model, not a curated record. Lineage: Eukaryota; Fungi; Ascomycota; Sordariomycetes; Xylariales; Hypoxylaceae. The transcript has 2 exons. The coding region runs from base 1 to 312 and encodes 103 amino acids.
AUGGCCAUGAUAGACUCUGGGCUAGGGUUCCUUCACAUUCUCACGGGUGUGGAAGGAUCCCUAUGCUGGGGGCUCCGGCCAACUCUUGAAGCAGAUUCGGAUUCAAACUGUUUCUAUCGCGCUAUCAAAGGAGCGCAAGGCGCAGAUGCCUUCAUUAAGCUGUACAAUAUACUCAAGGAGGACACACCCCAGAAGUCGCAAGAGAUACUCAGCAAGCCAAAAGAUAUUUAUGAGGACGUCCAGACAGCCGACGGCGUAGUAGACAUGGAGACUAUACGCGAGUUUGCUACUAAGAACGCCAUCUAUCUAUGA